This is a messenger RNA of Vanderwaltozyma polyspora DSM 70294, 1539 nucleotides long. It is a transcript of the gene EHD3, whose product is annotated as mitochondrial 37S ribosomal protein mS47. The coding region runs from base 1 to 1539 and encodes 512 amino acids. The transcript has a single exon. Gene Ontology annotation, cellular component: mitochondrion. The record is from RefSeq and is a predicted model, not a curated record. Lineage: Eukaryota; Fungi; Ascomycota; Saccharomycetes; Saccharomycetales; Saccharomycetaceae. Gene Ontology annotation, molecular function: 3-hydroxyisobutyryl-CoA hydrolase activity. Gene Ontology annotation, biological process: L-valine catabolic process.
AUGAUUAGAAAUGGAAUAAAACAACGUAAUUUGCAUGUUACUAAAUUUUUGAAAAAUAGUACUACAACUACAGCAAGAAAUAUAAUGUCGGGCGGAAAUUUUGAUACUUCUUCUGUUCAAUUCACAGUCCAAGAUACGGCAAGAAUAGUUACCUUAAACAGACCCCAAAAGUUAAAUGCCUUGGAUACUGAAAUGUGUGAUUCUAUCUACAACACUUUAAAUGAAUAUUCAAAGAGUAAAGCUACAAAUUUGGUUCUAGUGAAAUCUUCAAAUCAGCCAAGAUCUUUAUGUGCUGGGGGUGAUGUUGCUAAAUGUGCAUUGAAUAAUUUAAUUGGUAAAAAAAAAUAUUCUUAUGAUUUUUUUAAAAGUGAAUAUUCAAUGAAUUUUCAAAUGGCUACUUAUCCUAAACCAAUAGUUGUUUAUAUGGAUGGUAUCACUAUGGGUGGUGGUGUAGGUUUAUCCAUUCAUUCUCCAUUCCGUAUUGCUACAGAAAAUACAAAAUGGGCAAUGCCUGAAAUGGAUAUUGGUUUCUUCCCUGAUGUGGGCACUACUUUUGCAUUACCAAGAAUUAUCAAUAUUGCGAAUAAUAAAUCUCAAAUGGCAGCAUAUUUGUGUUUAACUGGCGAUGUUGUUACCGGCGCAGACGCUUUCGUACUGGGUCUGGCAUCUCACUAUAUUCCUCAUGAUAACUUAGAAGGGUUACAGAACAGGUUGUCUGAACUACAUCCAUUCGCUGGUGGUAGUAGCAACAAUGGGAAAUAUUUCGAUAUGGUCGAUGAAGCAAUUCAAGAGUUUUCCACAUCUUUACCAGAUUCUUAUAAAUUUGGUUUUACCGAUUGUCAAUUGGAUGUCAUUGAAAGAGCAUUCAAUAUUGAUGCUAAUGAAUCUGUUACUUCAAUUCUGAACUCUCUAGAUAGCUUCGCCGAUGCUAGUGAAGAACAUGCAAUGUUUGCUAAGCAAGUUAAAGAUAAAUUAUUGCAAAAAUCUAUGACAUCUCUACAAGUUGCCUUGAAAUUAUUGCAAGAAAAUUCAAAGGACAGUAUAGAAUCUGCUAUGAAGAGGGACUUAUAUACAGCUGCUAAUUUCUGUAACGAUACAGAAGUUGUUGAAUUUUCGCAAGCUGUCAAACACAAAUUAGUGGAUAAACAAAAGACUCCAUACAACUGGAAAAAAAGGGAAGAAUUAUCUGCACCUAAAGUUUUGUCAUUGCUUUCCCCAAAACCUUCUAUUCUUAUUGCGCUAAAUAAGAAUCAUGAUAGUGUAACUUGGAAAGAAUAUCCGUAUCAUCGUAAAUAUCAAUUGCCAAGAGAAGAAGACAUCACGAAUUACAUCACAGAACUUAAUACCGCAAAUGGUGGUGUUGGAAAUAUAACGAAAAAUGAAGUUAUCGAAUAUUUCACAACUAUCAAUGAAUCUACCAAAGGUAAGAUUGGGGUUGCUGAAAUUUGUAAACUAAUCAUUGCCAGGAACUAUACGUUCAAUAAAGCAGGAGGCUUACAAUCAAACAUUGCCGAAUCGGUAUCUGAUCAAUUAUUAUAA